GAUGGUGGCGGAGGAGGUGGGAGCUGAGGAAUGGGGAGCGGCGGCCGGGCCCUGAGCGGUGAUUGAAGCUGAUAAGGCGAGGAGGAGAGCAGCGAUGGCGAAGAGGCGAGCCAUAGUUCCGAUUUGGGAUCGGAUUAUUGGGGAUUUAGGGAUUGGGAAUUAGGGAUUUUGUGAACGUGCCCGGCGAGGAAUGGGAUUGAGGAAUGGGGGAUUUAUGGAAGGUGGAGAAGAAGAGAGAGCCAUUGAUUCAUUGAAGGGAUGCCCGGAAUCGCAGGAACCCAACCAUCUUUCCUUUUCCCACCAUUCUAUUCCCAUUCACUUCACAAUGCUCUCACAUCGCAUAGAUCGCGAUCACCGCCGCAACCAAGGCUCCAGCGCCGGCGCAUGCGCCGGGCCUCCACGAGGCGGAGAAGAUGUCAUCCCCAGUGAAUACUAGGGAUCCCGGCGACGGUGAAAUCCCUGACGCUAGCUUCAUCGCUCGAUGGAGAUUCGGCGUCAGCGGGAGGGGCGGGGGGAGAGGAGAUGGGAGCCAUUGAUUCGGGAGCUGGGGCUGCCUCAUCGGCGUCAGCGGGAGGGGGAGAGGAGAUGGGAGCCGUUGAUUCUGGAGCGGGGGCUGGCUCAUCGGCGUGGAUAGAGAGGGCCAUGGCGAGGAUGAGGACGACGAGGGCGGUGAUCUUAAUGUGAUGAGACAUGAUGCCGGCGGUGAGGGGAUAUUGGAUUUUGGAUGAUUUGGAUGAAGGAUUAGGGUUUGGAGAGAUGUUCCAGGGGAGAAGGGAUUUGGGGGGUUGGAGGGAUUUAUGGGCGGCGGCGGAGAAGCGUCACCGUUGCAUCGAAGCGCAGAGGGCAAUCGAUGUAAUCAGGAAAAACAAGAUGCAACAUACUGGAACCAUAUCCAGCAGUGAUGAAGCUCAGGCCUUCCCUUUUGCAGUUAAGGACAAUGAAGUGCUGGCCAACUACGUUUCAGUCUAUGUUAUGCUCCCUCUGGGUGUUAUCUCGUCGGACAAUGUGUUUGAGAAUCCUGAAGAACUAAGGAAGCAACUGAAGAAGCUGAAGUCUGCUGCGGUGGAUGGGGUGAUGAUGGAUGUGUGGUGGGGGCUUAUAGAGUCCAAGCCCAGGAGCUAUGACUGGACUGCUUACAGGAAGUUGUUUCAGAUGGUAAAGAGAGGCCUUAGGUUGCAGGCCAUCAUGUCCUUCCACCAAUGCGGCGGCAAUGUUGGUGAUGUCGUCUAUAUUCCAAUACCGCAAUGGGUGAGAGAUAUCGGUGGCGAUAACCCUGAUAUCUUCUACACCAAUAGAAUGGGCAAAAGGAACCCGGAGUACCUCAGCCUUGUGGAUAACCAGCCUCUCUUCGGUGAUAGAACUGCUGUUGAGCUUUACAGUGACUACAUGAGGAGCUUCAGGAAGGCCAUGUCUGAUUUCUUGGAAGAAGGUCUUAUCACAGACAUUGAAGUAGGACUUGGACCUUCUGGAGAGACGAGAUACCCUUCAUAUCCAGAGACUCAGGGAUGGGUCUUCACAGGAAUUGGAGAAUUUCAGUGUUAUGACAAGUAUCUCAAAGCAGACUUCGAAGAAGCUGCAACAAAGGCAGGCCACCCUGAAUGGGAGUUGCCUGAUGAUGCAGGAGAGUAUAACGACACACCAGAAGCCACCGGAUUUUUUGGAGCAAACGGAACGUACCUUACAGAGAAAGGGAAGUUCUUCCUGACAUGGUAUUCCAACAAGCUGAUCAAACAUGGUGAGCAGAUCCUUGAUUUGGCUAAUCAAGCAUUUCUAGGAUGUAAAGUCAAGCUUGCAGCAAAAGUUUCUGGGGUUCAUUGGUGGUAUAAGGAUGAUAGUCAUGCAGCAGAACUCACCACAGGAUACUACAACUUGAAAGACCGUGAUGGUUACAGACCGUUGGCAAGGAUGUUAUCGAGGCACUAUGCUAUAUUGAACUUCACUUGCAUUGAGAUGAAAGAUUCCGAGCAACCUGCUACAGCUAAGAGUGGACCUGAGGAACUUGUUCAGCAGGUACUAAGUGGUGCAUGGAGAGAGGAAAUUGAGGUGGCAUGUGAAAAUGCUAACCGAUACGAUAAGGACGCAUAUAACCAGAUGCUGAGAAAUGCCAGGGCCGAUGGAGUCAAUAAAAAUGGUCCACCAAAACAUAGAAUCACUUCAUUGACAUAUCUCCGGCUCGGCGAUGACCUUUUGAAAUCAUCAAACUUCAGCUUAUUCAAGGUGUUUGUGAGGAGAAUGCAUGCUAAUCUGGAUUUUAAUCCAAACCCUGAAAAUUACUUCAAGCCCAUUGUACCUCUGAAAAGUUCAAAGCCGGAAUUCUCAAUGGAGUAUAUUUUGGAAGCCACUGGACCACUGGAACCAUUUCCAUUUGAUGAUGAAACAGACGUGCCUGUUGACGGUGGCUUUGCUUAUUGGAUCAAACAAGUGUUUGCUAAACUCAUCUCCCUGUUUAAGUAAGAUCCAUCAGAGCUUGUACUUAUCUGAAGCAUGUGAAUACUCAGCAGAGAUGUUUGAAUAAGAUUUCAGUGUGUCGCUUAUGUAUGAAGUU
Dioscorea cayenensis subsp. rotundata (Guinea yam) is the source of this 2545-nucleotide messenger RNA. RefSeq names its product beta-amylase-like. NCBI's taxonomy places the organism in Eukaryota, Viridiplantae, Streptophyta, Magnoliopsida, Dioscoreales, Dioscoreaceae. Gene Ontology annotation, molecular function: beta-amylase activity. The record is from RefSeq and is a predicted model, not a curated record. Gene Ontology annotation, biological process: polysaccharide catabolic process.